GUCCGUACAAUAUCCCAAACCCUAAUAUUUGUAUUUUGAUCGCGAAGCGAGCAAACCGAAAGUUGCUGAACAUCCGGAAGACGAAGAGUCGCCUAUCAGAUUCGCCAUGGGUAAGGUUCACGGAUCUUUGGCUCGUGCCGGUAAGGUGAGAGGCCAGACGCCAAAAGUUGCUAAGCAAGACAAGAAGAAGAAGCCACGAGGACGCGCUCACAAGCGGAUGCAAUACAACCGCAGAUUCGUUACUGCCGUGGUUGGAUUCGGCAAGAAGAGAGGACCGAACUCAUCCGAGAAGUAAGAGAGCUCGAUAAUGUGAUAUUUUGGUCAUUUUAUUACCUGUUAUUUGGAGAUAUUUUAUACUUCUGUUAGUUCUUAUUUGAUGUGGUUAAACUGAAAUUUCUCUGAACGAUACUAUUAUUCUUUCUUUUAGAAAGAUUCUUCUCACUUAAUGCUCGGUUGAUAUUUAGAUUUGAUGUUUAA
This is a messenger RNA of Momordica charantia (bitter melon), 477 nucleotides long. RefSeq names its product Ribosomal protein S30 family protein. The record is from RefSeq and is a predicted model, not a curated record. Gene Ontology annotation, cellular component: cytosolic small ribosomal subunit; ribosome. Lineage: Eukaryota; Viridiplantae; Streptophyta; Magnoliopsida; Cucurbitales; Cucurbitaceae. Gene Ontology annotation, biological process: translation. Gene Ontology annotation, molecular function: structural constituent of ribosome.